AAUAACACACUACUAGCAGCAGCCUUUCCUCAGCAACAGCGACAAGAUGGUGCUGGAAAGUACAAUGGUUUGUUUCGACAACAGUGAUUACCAGCGAAACGGUGAUUACUUCCCCACCCGACUGAAUGCGCAGAAGGAUGGCGUGAAUCUGGUGUGCCUGUCGAAGGUACGGUCGAACCCGGAGAAUAAUGUCGGUCUGAUGACGCUCUCCAACACAACGGAAGUGCUGGCCACGCUAACGAGUGACGUUGGCCGUAUCCUAUCCAAGUUGCAUUUGGUUAAUCCUAACGGAAACAUCAACCUAAUGACCGGGCUCCGUAUCGCACAUCUGGUCCUAAAGCAUCGUCAGGGCAAGAAUCACAAGAUGCGUAUCGUGGUGUUUGUCGGCUCGCCGGUAGAACAUGACGAAGGCGAACUGGUGAAGCUGGCCAAAAAGCUCAAGAAGGAGAAGGUUAACGUGGACAUUGUUAGUUUCGGCGAUCAUCAGAAGAACAACGACACGUUCACCUCGUUUAUCAACGUGCUAAAUGGAAAGGAUGGUACCGGGUCACAUUUGGUGUGUGUUCCACGUGGUUCCGUGUUCUCGGAAGCACUGAUUUCGUCGCCUAUCAUACAGGGCGAGGAUGGCAGUGGUGGUGCCGGACUGGGUGGAGCCGGAUUCGAGUUUGGCGUCGAUCCGAAUGAAGAUCCUGAGCUGGCCCUUGCGCUGCGUGUUUCGAUGGAAGAACAGCGAUUGCGCCAGGAAGAGGAACAACGCCGGGCUACGGCCAACAGCGCAGCGGAUGGUACGGCAACUUCCGGUGGUGAUAAGGAAGCAGCUGGUGCAGCGGCUGGUACGGCUGGUGCAUCUUCAAGUGCUCCACGUGCUGCCGGUUCAGAACCUCACGCAGAGGAAGCAAUGUUGGAGCGUGCACUGGCACUUUCGACGGGCGAAAUUAUGCCGACGGACGAUUCGAUGCCAGACUUUGCUAACAUGACGGAGGAGGAGCAAAUUGCAUUCGCCAUGCAGAUGUCGAUGCAGGACGCUCAAGAACCUAUCUCGCAACCGGCCAAGCGGCAGAAGCAAGAGAAGGACACACCGAUGGAGGUUGAUGUGGAUGAUAACGAGAUUGUGGGGGUGUCGCCCGAAUACUUGAUGAGUGUGCUGGAGAACCUGCCGGGCGUUGAUCCACAGUCGGAAGCGGUACGUAAUGCGGUCGGUUCGCUGAACAAGGAUAGCAGCAGCAAGAAGUCACAGUCGGACAGUAAGGAUAGUAAGGAUGAUGAGAGCAAAAAGUAGGCUGCCCAGCCGCGACGCCC
Messenger RNA from Anopheles maculipalpis, 1299 nucleotides. It is a transcript of the gene Rpn10, whose product is annotated as 26S proteasome non-ATPase regulatory subunit 4. Gene Ontology annotation, cellular component: proteasome regulatory particle, base subcomplex; cytosol; nucleus. The record is from RefSeq and is a predicted model, not a curated record. NCBI's taxonomy places the organism in Eukaryota, Metazoa, Arthropoda, Insecta, Diptera, Culicidae. The transcript has 2 exons. Gene Ontology annotation, molecular function: polyubiquitin modification-dependent protein binding. Gene Ontology annotation, biological process: proteasome-mediated ubiquitin-dependent protein catabolic process. The coding region runs from base 47 to 1279 and encodes 410 amino acids.